GGCAACAUCUGUUUAUUGAUUAACCAAAGAGCAGUGGGAAGAGGCUGUAGCCAGAGAACCAUACCAAACUGCCAAACAAAACAAAGAUAACAUUUCACCAGGUGCAGCUACUUCUGCUACUUUCAUCAUUAUGUAUCGUGCCUUCCUCCUGCUCUUGUUAGAGCUUUCCCUGUCUUCCUGUGAUGUGACUGUUCCACGCAACUCCAACAUUUCCCUUCAUUGUCUCACUGACAAUGACUCUUCACUAGUUGAUGUUAAAUUUACCUGGAGCUAUAACUCCACCCCAAUCCUGUCACAGGACAACAUUGGCAGGGAGGGAAAGAUCUUGCACCUUACAAACAUAAAGCUCAGUGAUGAAGGAGAGUACAAGUGUGUGCUGGAAGGAUGGAAAGGAGAAAAUUAUGUAAGGCUGAGAAGAACAUUCAAGAUGCGCGUGGAAGUGCCCCCACCUUUGCAGAAGUUGCAGAUCAUCAAAUCAACAGUUGGGGAUAAUGUGAGGCUUCCAUGCCAGGCUCAAAAAUCUUCCUCUUCUGAAACAAAUGAAACGGCCCCUGCUGUCUGGAAACGGGACAUUAAAGGCGAAACUGUGCUGCUUAAUCCUAAGAAAGGCAUAAACCAAGAAGAGGAUAACAUGACAGUUCAUAGGGUUUUCUGGGAUGACAAUCCCAACGAACAGGACUGGACGAUUAAAAUUAGUCAGGUCACAAAGGAAGAUGCCGGGACAUACCUCUGUGUCAUAAACACAUCCGAGACGCUGUUGGUGGACCUGGAGGUGGAAGCCCAUCCUCUGCCCCGCUGCCAUAACUACACCUCCCCCUGGGAGACUUGUGAGGAUCCAGACAACAGAUCAUGGAAGUCAACUCUGAAGGAAUCACUCACAGAAUUCUCCACUACAUUGUACUUCCAUCUUAAAGGUUCAAAGCCCUCGACGAACUUGAUCUUCUCCCCGAUCAGCAUUGCUGCAGCUCUCUCUUACUUGCUAUUGGGUGCUCGUGGUGAGACCAGAAAACAGCUGCAAGAUGCUCUCAGGCUUCCCUAUGAUUUCUCCUGCGUGCAUUCUGAAAUGAAGAAGCUGAAACAAGCAUCAAAACACACACUGGGGAUGGCCUCGACCAUCUUUUAUUCUCCAGAGCACAGGUUAGCAGAGUCUUUCAUCAGCCAAUCAUCAGAGUUCUAUGAUGCAAAGCCACAGAAGCUGACCAAUGACAGUGAUCAUAAUGUGAACCUCAUCAACAAAUGGGUGGCAGAAAAGACAAAUAAUAAAAUCACUGAGUUAGUUGAUGAAGUUGAUCCCUUUACCUUGUUUGUUCUUUUAAAUGCUGUCUACUUUAAUGGUAAAUGGAAAAUGGUUUUUGAAUCCAUGAAUAAAAAGGAAGAGUUCACUAUGUUUUCAGGUGAGGUUGUAAAUGUGGAAACGCUCUACAGCUCCAAGUACAAGCUUGUAAUGAGCUAUAACAAAAAUUUAAAAGCAGAGGUUGGAAAGUUCCCUCUCACAGACAAAAGUAGUCUGUUCAUUUUGAUCCCAAGCACAGUGUCAGAAAAAUCAUUCUUAUUGAUGGAGAAAAAUAUGAAUGCCACAAAUAUUGCAGAAAUGGUUUCUGAGAUGAGCAAAGUCACAGCCCAAACUGCUGAGGUUAUGCUGCCUAAAAUAAAACUGGCAAUGACCACACCUCUGGAGAAGUUACUGAAAAAACUUGGUUUGUCAGAUCUCUUUAACAGUCCUAACUUGUGUGGUAUGUUUCCGGAGGAAUCUGAUUGGUUCAUCUCAGAUGCUCGCCAUCGUGCCUUUCUAUCGCUAACGGAGAAGGGAGUUGAAGCUGCCGCGGCCACUAGCAUUUCUCUCUCUCGCUCCUUCCCAUCGUUCACAGCUAUGCAGCCCUUCGUUCUGAUAGUCUGGAGUGAUGAGAUUGGGGCUCCGCUUUUCAUUGGAAGGAUCGUUAAUCCAUUAUAAGAGAGUGAUGGAGAAACAAAUACAUCACAUUAUCGAUCAAAUCAACAAAAAUAUGGAUCCAAUCAAACAUUCUAUUGUACAUUCAAUCAUUAAUCACAAGCAAACCCAAUGAAUGCAUUUAU
This is a messenger RNA of Xyrauchen texanus (razorback sucker), 2073 nucleotides long. RefSeq names its product plasma protease C1 inhibitor-like. NCBI's taxonomy places the organism in Eukaryota, Metazoa, Chordata, Actinopteri, Cypriniformes, Catostomidae. Gene Ontology annotation, biological process: negative regulation of endopeptidase activity. The record is from RefSeq and is a predicted model, not a curated record. Bases 131 to 1951 code for a protein of 606 amino acids. The transcript has 10 exons. Gene Ontology annotation, molecular function: serine-type endopeptidase inhibitor activity.